Molecule: messenger RNA, 887 nt
Organism: Spinacia oleracea (spinach)
Lineage: Eukaryota; Viridiplantae; Streptophyta; Magnoliopsida; Caryophyllales; Amaranthaceae
Product: glutaredoxin-C9-like
Exons: 1
Coding region: 129-587 (152 amino acids)
Source: RefSeq, a predicted model, not a curated record
UUCCCACCAACCAAACUCCCCUAUUUCAUUCUCCACUAUUUUCCUCUUUUUUUUUUCAAACUUGAAUUAUAUUAUUCCAUACAAAGUUCAUUCUUACACAUAUAUUCUUACACAUAAAUUGUGAUAGUAUGCAAGAGGCAUUGCCAUAUAAGAGAUGGGAGGUACCGGCCAGGCCGGUACCUCCCUCUAGUGUUGCCGCUUCUAAUAAUAAUGGUAAUGGUAAUGGUAAUGUUGAUAAUAAUAGUAAUACGAUUACGACGAUGGAGGUUUUGGUGAAGGAGAACCCAGUGAUCGUGUUCGGAAAGCGAGGUUGUUGUAUGUGUCAUGUGGUAAGGAAAUUGUUGCUUGGGUUAGGAGUUAAUCCUCCUGUGUUUGAGAUUGAUACUCAUGCUAAUGAUGAGUCUCUUUUGCUUACUUCUUUCACAAAAAAUGUUAAUAAUGUCAACAACAACAACAACAACAACUUGCAAUUUCCUUUGGUUUUUGUGGGUGGGGAGCUUUUUGGUGGCCUUGAAAAGGUUAUGGCUACUCAUCUUUCCGGUGAAUUGGUGCCUAUUCUCAAACAAGCCGGCGCGUUAUGGCUAUAAUUGUACUCCCUCCAUUCCAAUUUAGUUAUUUUUUCGUAUUUUUUUUGUUUGGAUUAUUUUUUCAGCGUGACAAUUAAUUCUAGUAGAGAAAAUAUCUUCACGGUAUGCUUCCCUUUAAUUCUUCAAAAAUGUUUGUCUUUUUUUUCUCCGGAGAUUAUAAGCAAGGGGGACAAUAUUUUGAAUUAGAGGAGAGUAUAUAAAUCUUGUACGUAUGAGAAAUUUUACAAGUGGUAGAGUAUAUUAUUGUUGUUAUGGUCACUUUUAAUAGUUUUAAUUUUAAUACAAUGUUGAUUAGUUGUA